This is a messenger RNA of Osmia lignaria (orchard mason bee), 513 nucleotides long. RefSeq lists its product as uncharacterized. NCBI's taxonomy places the organism in Eukaryota, Metazoa, Arthropoda, Insecta, Hymenoptera, Megachilidae. The record is from RefSeq and is a predicted model, not a curated record.
AUGCCAAAAAAAGACACGUGUAUCGUGUUCGGUAUGUUGGAGAAAUGGGAGUCCCUUACGACCAGAGUCGAGGAAACACAAAUGGCGAGCGCGCUUCAUCGCGAAUUGACAGCUUUGCAAACGGAAUUCAAAGCAGCACACGACAGGCUCUUCUCUUAUGAAAUCGCAUUGGAACAGCCGCACGUGUUGGAUGAGCGCAUCAAUCGUAUCACGACCGAACUGGCUGCGUUGAGGGAUCGCAAGGCGGCGAUGCUGGCUCUGAACGUCUCCACGCACAGACUGAUCACCGAUCUCGGUAAUUCGGUCUCCUUGAUCUUCACGGCUCUCAAAGACGGCGUGGCGGAUCUCUAUCGUGUUUGGGACGAAACCUUCGAAAAGGGAAAUCAACAAUUGUGCGCCCUGCAAGCAGUCCAGCAGUUUAGUAUACGUUUGGCGGAGCUUCAGUGCGCAUUGCGAAGGGAUAAAGACACCCUUGCCGUUUCGGACGUUGCUCUGCAAGCAGGGGCCACGUAG